Otolemur garnettii (small-eared galago) is the source of this 5832-nucleotide messenger RNA. It is a transcript of the gene SCYL2, whose product is annotated as SCY1 like pseudokinase 2. The record is from RefSeq and is a predicted model, not a curated record. The transcript is spliced from 18 exons. Lineage: Eukaryota; Metazoa; Chordata; Mammalia; Primates; Galagidae. Gene Ontology annotation, biological process: protein phosphorylation. The coding region runs from base 437 to 3223 and encodes 928 amino acids. Gene Ontology annotation, molecular function: ATP binding; protein kinase activity.
AGAGGGAAGAGGUGAGUGACCGGCGGUCAGCUCGAGCGACCUCCCUCACCGGCCGCUCUCCUGCGGGGGAUCCCGGGGCCGGCGGGGAGGGAAUGGGGAAGGAGCCGCGCCGGGGCUAGGCCUGCCGGGGCCGUCCGGGCUGGCGACUGUUGCCUGGUGACGCGCCUGCCGCCCGCGGGCCGGGCGGGGCGGGCGGUGGGGCCGGCGCUGAGCGGACCUGGGCGAGCGGCGAGCUCCGAGGAGCGGAUCCGAGAGGCCGGAGUCCCCCGAAGAGGCCUGGAGGCGACGAGAGCCCGGGAUCCGAGUCAGCUGCUGGAGGGAGAGCCCCCCGCGCCGGCUCGGAAGCUCCGAUUUCCGUGCUAGAGAUCUUGGUACCUUUUGGGAAAUUGGACACUACCCUAGAACUGGGUAGCUCUAAUUACCCAGUAUUGCAGCCAUGGAGUCCAUGCUUAAUAAACUGAAGAGUACUGUUACGAAAGUAACAGCUGACGUCACUAGUGCUGUAAUGGGAAAUCCUGUCACUAGAGAAUUUGAUGUUGGCCGACAUAUUGCUAGUGGCGGCAAUGGGCUAGCUUGGAAGAUUUUUAAUGGCACAAAAAAAUCAACAAAACAGGAAGUAGCUGUUUUUGUCUUUGAUAAAAAGCUGAUUGACAAAUAUCAAAAAUUUGAAAAGGACCAAAUAAUUGAUUCCCUAAAACGAGGAGUUCAGCAGUUAACUCGACUUCGACACCCUAGACUUCUUACUGUCCAGCAUCCUUUAGAAGAAUCCAGAGAUUGCUUGGCAUUUUGUACGGAACCAGUCUUUGCCAGUUUAGCCAACGUUCUUGGUAACUGGGAAAACCUGCCUUCCCCCGUAUCUCCAGACAUUAAGGAUUAUAAACUGUAUGAUGUAGAAACCAAAUAUGGUUUACUUCAGGUUUCUGAAGGAUUGUCAUUUUUGCACAGUAGUGUGAAAAUGGUUCAUGGAAAUAUUACUCCAGAAAAUAUAAUUCUGAAUAAGAGUGGGGCCUGGAAAAUAAUGGGUUUUGAUUUUUGUGUACCAUCAACCAAUCCUUCUGAACAAGAGCCUAAGUUCCCUUGUAAAGAAUGGGACCCAAAUUUACCGUCAUUGUGUCUUCCAAAUCCUGAAUAUUUGGCUCCUGAGUACAUACUUUCUGUAAGCUGUGAAACAGCCAGUGAUAUGUAUUCUUUAGGAACUGUUAUGUAUGCUGUAUUUAAUAAAGGGAAGCCUGUAUUUGAAGUGAACAAACAAGAUAUUUACAAAAGUUUCAGUAGGCAGUUGGAUCAGUUGAGUCGUUUAGGAUCUAGUUCACUUACAAAUAUACCCGAGGAAGUCCGCGAACAUGUAAAACUACUGUUAAAUGUGACUCCCACAGUCAGACCAGAUGCAGAUCAGAUGACAAAGAUUCCCUUCUUUGAUGAUGUUGGUGCAGUAACCCUACAAUAUUUUGAUACCUUAUUCCAAAGAGAUAACCUUCAGAAAUCACAGUUUUUCAAAGGACUGCCAAAGGUUCUACCAAAACUGCCCAAGCGUGUCAUCGUGCAAAGGAUUUUGCCUUGUUUGACUUCAGAAUUUGUAAACCCUGACAUGGUACCUUUUGUUUUGCCCAAUGUUCUACUGAUUGCUGAGGAAUGCACCAAAGAAGAGUAUGUCAAAUUAAUCCUACCUGAACUUGGCCCUGUAUUUAAACAGCAGGAGCCAAUCCAGAUUUUGUUAAUUUUCCUACAAAAAAUGGAUUUGCUACUAACCAAAACCCCUCCUGAUGAGAUAAAGAACAGUGUCCUACCGAUGGUUUACAGAGCACUAGAAGCUCCUUCUAUUCAGAUCCAGGAGCUCUGUCUAAACAUCAUUCCAACCUUUGCAAAUCUUAUAGACUACCCGUCCAUGAAAAAUGCUUUGAUACCGAGAAUUAAAAAUGCCUGUCUACAAACGUCUUCCCUUGCUGUCCGUGUAAAUUCAUUAGUAUGCUUAGGAAAGAUCUUGGAAUACUUGGAUAAGUGGUUUGUACUCGAUGAUAUCCUACCCUUCUUACAACAGAUUCCAUCCAAGGAACCCGCAGUCCUCAUGGGAAUUUUAGGUAUUUAUAAAUGUACUUUCACUCAUAAGAAGUUGGGGAUCACCAAAGAGCAGCUGGCUGGAAAAGUAUUGCCUCAUCUCAUCCCCCUGAGUAUUGAAAACAAUCUGAAUCUUAACCAGUUCAAUUCUUUCAUUUCCGUCAUAAAAGAGAUGCUUAAUAGAUUGGAAUCUGAACAUAAGACUAAACUGGAGCAACUUCAUAUAAUGCAAGAACAGCAAAAAUCUUUGGACAUAGGAAAUUCAAUGAAUGCUUCUGAGGAGACAAAAGUUACCAAUGUUGGGAAUCAGCAACUAGACAAGGUUUUUACCAGCCUUGGAGGAGACCUGCUGUCUGGCGGGGAGCCAGAAAACAAAGAGGAUGGGUCACACAAUAAACAGAAAAGAGGAUCUCUUACCCUUGAAGAAAAACAAAAAUUAGCAAAAGAACAAGAGCAGGCACAGAAGUUGAAAAGCCAGCAGCCUCUUAAACCUCAAGUGCACACACCGAUUGCUCCAGUCAAACAGACCAAGGACUUGACAGACACCCUGAUGGAUAAUAUGUCAUCCCUCACCAGCCUUUCUGUCAGUAACCCUAAACUCUCUACUUCAAGUACCUUCACUUCUGUUCCUUCCAUGGGCAUUGGCAUGAUGUUUUCUACACCGAUUGAUAACACAAAGAGAAAUUUGACAAAUGGCCUAAAUGCCAAUAUGGGCUUUCAGACUUCAGGAUUCAACAUGCCGCCUAAUACAAACCAGAACUUCUUCAGUAGUCCAGGCGCGCCUGCAGUGAGCAAGGUGACCCUGGGAACACCUCCCACUCUGCCAAACUUCAAUGCUUUGAGUGUUCCUCCUGCUGGUUCGAAGCAAACUCCACAAAGAUCCACAGAUAUGUCUGCCCUUAAUAAUCUCUUUGGCCCUCAGAAACCCAAAGUUAGCAUGAACCAGUUAUCACAACAGAAACCAAAUCAGUGGCUUAAUCAGUUUGUACCUCCUCAAGGUUCUCCAGGUAUGGGCAGUUCAAUGGGAACACAGAUGAACAUGAUGGGACAAUCUGCCUUUGGUAUGCAGGGUAAUCCUUUCUUUAGUCCACAGAACUUUGCACAGCCACCAACUACUAUGACUAAUAGCAGUUCAGCUAGCAAUGAUUUAAAAGAUCUUUUUGGGUGAGGUGUCUUGCUUCUGUUUUGAAGGAUUACUUAAUUUUAAUCAUGGGUGAGCUGAUUGACAUCUUAGUAUAGUUGGCUUGGAGGAACUCCUAUGGGAAGGUGAAUGGUUCUGUGACAGAAAACAUCUGUUUCCGUGCCAGCAUGGUAGUUGUAUGGACUUCUAACCAGUUGAGUUUGUUUUUUAAAGCAUCGAGGAUUUUUUUUCCUCUUACCAACUCCUCUUCAGGUUUUUAAAGGCCCAACCUUUACCAAUCUCAAAGAAAAAACAAGGACAGCUGCAUUAUCUUGAAUAGCGGAAUUUUUCAAUCAUCUGUUUAUUUUGGCUUGUGAAUCUUGAUGUUAUUUAAAAAAUCGAUUUGAUGGGUCAUUGCAAGCUCAUCUGUUAAGUACAAUGUGGUGUACACAGUCUCCCUUCCUAAGAAGUCUUAGUCUUCAUUUUAAUGUGUGAAAACUCUUGAUGCCGUAUCAAUCUGUUUGCAUUUAGUCAGACUGAGAGAGAAAAUUAUAAGCAUAAAGAGAAGGAUCAGGUCAUUUCCUUUUUCCAAAUUUAUUUACUUUUCAGAUGAACUAGUGUUUAGUACAAAAAGAUUGAGCAAAUAUUGAAAAAUUUGACUUACCUUGAUUUCAUUGGUUUAAAUACAUGACUAACCAUCUUAACUGCAAACUAAUCAUUGUAAAUUCUAUUUUAGCAUGGUCUGCCUCAAGUAGUAAUGUCUUUUUCUGCAUUUACUUGGGUAUGUAUAGAAUCCCUUUUUUUCAUCCUCCAUCACAGAAGAGGUAUGUGCUGAUUGGUACAGAUAAACUUGACAGAGCACUCUGAGGGGAUUUCCCUACCUACUGCCUUCAUAUUUCAUUCUGAAUUCAGACCUCUGAAGUUACAGCAUAUGUGAAUUGCAUUUUCAAAAGGAGAUUUGUAAGAAUUAAACUAUAUUUAAUGAGUAAAUUUUUGAGAUUUCUGCUGUAUUGUUUCAAAUGUAAUAAACUUUACUUCUCUAAAAAUGAGCAGUUGUAUCUUCUGGCUACCAACAGAUUGAUUUCUGCCUGCCAUGAUCGUCCGACCUCCUCAAUUACUGCUACUCAAUUUUAAUUAUUUUCUAGGAAUUUUAGGAACCUUUUGUUUGAACAUUUUGAUGUGUAUAAUAAGUGAUUUGGAAAAAGUAAAUUCUCCUAACAGGAAACAUGCUUUAUUUUUCAAUACCUUCUUCUGAUAUUUUUAUUUAAUUUGCUGAUUAUUUAACCACAGAGCCUUAUGCUAUAAAUGUCAUUGUAUUUUUAAAAAAUUAUAUGCCACUGUUAUGUGAUAACCUUAAAACUAUCUUUCAAAGAACUAUAUGUGUAUUAUAGUUACUGCCAUAGAACUUGUGGUUUUUAAUUAUCUGGAACCAGCAAUUAUUUAAAAUAAAUCGUAUGAAGUUUUGUGUGCUGGUCCUAAGUUUAUUCAUUGACUAUGAGUAUUCAUUGAAAAAUAUAUAUACACAUAUGCUACAUAUAUUUAAUAUGUAGUAUUUGAUUACAAAAUAUAAUUUGAUGACAUGAUUAUCGCUGGCAGCAUUCACUUAAGAGGGUAGCUUAAAAAAUAAAAGUCAGCUUUCACACCUAGUGUCUGUGUGAGCUGUGCUUUGUUACAUGGUUUUAGAAAAAGAAUUGCUCGAAUUGCUAAAGAAACUUAGAAACUUAUCCGAGAAAUGUAAACACUAGGAAGACCAAAAUGUUUUUGCCACAUUCAUUUAUAACUUGACCAGACUAGCUAUCUUGUUUGUAACACAAUCCGUCCUUUGGGAUAAGCUUCCAUAUGGAAUAAAAUUGCCUAAUGUUGACAAUCUUUUCUUUAUAAUAAUUCAGUGGUCACUGUUUAUUGAGAAACCUUUUUAUUUCAUACAAUAACUUGAUGUCGGUGUUGGGACUCCUAAUUAGAAGGAAAGCUAAACGAAAACAGCUUAUCUAACUUGAACUUCUAAAUAUGAAAAUAGAUUAUUUGAAAAAGUAUGUAAACUUUGCUCAUUCAUUUGAGGUAAUGGUGCUACACUUUUAUGAGAUUUUUCCUGUGCUUGCUUCUACUUUCUCAAAGGCAUUUUAUUUAAGUCAAUUGAACUGUUGUCAUUGCCUUUUUCUGCUGAAAAGUUGCCUCUGAAAAACAGUGCUAUUUUUAGGCUUCUGUGUUCCUAUGUAAACGAAAUUUUCAAAGUACUAGAUUGCCUUAAAAUUAUUUCAGAUAUUGAAAGUGCUUCAGUCCCUUGUGCUUAGGGUAGAAAACUGGUAGGUUAAAGAGCACCUGUAGACAAAAAUUACAGCGAAGAUGCCCUUUGGUUUGGAUCGGUUCUCUGUUCUCUGUAUGUGUGUGACAUACGUAGAGGAUGUAUAAAAGGAAAUGCAAAUAGACUUGUACUUGUCUGGGUUUUGUUUUUGUUUUUAUUUUGGAAUGCAUAUAACUCUUCCUUUUCACUAAGUUCAGGAGGUAGUUUUUUUCUUUUUCCCCUAUUUUUCUUUAACCUAUAAAAUACCUCACAUGGUUGCUUUGACAUAUGAAAAAACACAAAGGAAUAUGUGAACAUACCUGAUAGCAAGUAGAAUCUGCACCCAAUAAAUUUUAGCUUUGAUCAAACUUUCCAU